AUGUCUCAGUCUCCCGAUACAACUCCGACGGCAGCAGCCACGGGGUCUACCAGCCCUCCACCAGUGCCCGCGGCGCAGCACCAGGUUGCCAUCGAUGACCGUGAUUCCAUUGCGGCAGACGAAUCGAGUGUUGUAUCUUCAAGCGCCAGUCUUUCUAGCUCGAUCCUCGACUAUAGACUAGAAAACGGCCGAACAUACCACCGCUACAAGGAUGGCAACCUUCAACACAAUCUCUUCAUUCGCAUGUUCGACAAUCGUCUGGGGGCGGCGCCACCUAAUGACCCGGAGUACAAGGUAGGCCGAGUCUUGGACGUUGGCACCGGCUCUGGAAUCUGGGCCAUCGACUUUGGCGACGACCAUCCGGAAUCUGAGCUCAACGAGAUCAACGCCGGUGCCCAUUCUGACGACGGCACCCUGAAACCAGAUUCAGCACUCGUCAAGAGCUUGAAUCUAUGGGAAGAGGCUGCUAACAUUUUCGGUCGGCCGUUUCAGAACCUCAGAUUUCUGGCGGAUGUCAUGGUUGAGGUCGGCUUUGAGGAUGUAGAGUGCCGAAGGUACAAAUGGCCUACUAACCCAUGGCCGAAGGAUCCAAAGUACAAGGAACUCGGCGCUUGGAAUUAUGAAAACAUGGCCCCGCAUUGGGAAGCCUUUAUCAUGGCACCUCUAACUCGGGCGCUGGACUGGACCAAGGAGGAAGUGCUGGUUCUUGCGAUGGAGGCACGUAAGGACCUCGGAGACCGGAACAUCCACGCAUAUUUCACGAUCUGGGCCAUCUUUGGCCGCAAGCCCGCUGCACCGGCACAAGCCGCUACUGGCGUAGAUGCAACCGACUGA
This is a messenger RNA of Colletotrichum fioriniae, 834 nucleotides long. NCBI's taxonomy places the organism in Eukaryota, Fungi, Ascomycota, Sordariomycetes, Glomerellales, Glomerellaceae. The record is from RefSeq and is a predicted model, not a curated record.